Messenger RNA from Neomonachus schauinslandi (Hawaiian monk seal), 822 nucleotides. Its product is annotated as pleckstrin homology-like domain family B member 1. The record is from RefSeq and is a predicted model, not a curated record. The annotation marks the transcript as partial. Gene Ontology annotation, biological process: regulation of microtubule cytoskeleton organization. The transcript has 6 exons. NCBI's taxonomy places the organism in Eukaryota, Metazoa, Chordata, Mammalia, Carnivora, Phocidae. Gene Ontology annotation, cellular component: basal cortex.
GUUUACCGCUCCAAGAUGGAUGGUGAGGCCACCAGCCCCCUGCCCCGGACCCGCAGUGGCCCCCUCCCCUCUUCCUCUGGCUCUUCUUCCUCUUCCUCCCAGCUCAGCGUGGCUACCCUGGGCCGGAGCCCCUCCCCGAAGAGCGCUCUACUCGCCCAGAACGGGACAGGCAGCCUCCCUCGCAACCUGGCGGCCACGCUGCAGGACAUCGAGACCAAGCGCCAGCUGGCCCUGCAGCAGAAGGGCGAGUCGCUUCCUGCCGAGCCCCCCCCAGCCGACAACCCAGCAGGGCAGCAGGUGAUCGAGGAGCAGCGGCGGCGCCUGGCCGAGUUGAAGCAGAAGGCUGCCGCCGAGGCGCAGUGUCAGUGGGAUGCCCUGCACGGGGCGACCCCCUUCCCGCCGGGCCCCUCCGGCUUCCCCCCGCUCAUGCACCACUCCAUCCUGCACCACCUGCCAGCCGGCCGGGAGCGCGGGGAGGACGGCGAACACGCCUACGACACGCUGAGCCUGGAGAGCUCGGACAGCAUGGAGACCAGCAUCUCCAUGGGCGGCAACUCGGCCUGCUCGCCCGACAACAUGUCCAGCGCCAGCGGCCUGGACGUGGGCAAGAUCGAGGAGAUGGAGAAGAUGCUGAAAGAAGCACACGCGGAGAAGAGCCGGCUCAUGGAGUCCAGGGAGCGGGAGAUGGAGCUCCGGCGGCAGGCCCUGGAGGAGGAGCGGAGGCGGCGCGAGCAGGUAGAGCGGAGGCUGCAGAGUGAGAGCGCCAGGAGGCAGCAGCUGGUGGAGAAGGAGGUCAAGAUGCGGGAGAAACAGUUUUCCCAG